CACAGGAACAGUCACUUCACUAAAAGCAGAAACACACUGCAGUUGGCUAGUGAGGACAGACUAUUCUUUUUCCUCUUUGAUGGAGAAUUGAACGAUUUACAGAAAACUACACAAACUUUCAAACUGAAUAUUUUAUUUCGACUUGCUCGCUGCUUUUUCAGUCGGUCUUGACAAAGUGCGUUAUGUCCAGAGUUACCAAUCUGUCAAAACUGCGUCAGGAGAGGAUGCGGGAGAUCAACCUGCGGUUUUUGUCCUUUCAGCAACAGAAGACGGCCCUGAUGAAGAACAAUGUUCCACUGCGUGCAAAAACUCAAGGAAUGCGAGAACGUCCAACUUCAGCUAUUUACCCCUCUGAAAGCUUCCGACAGUCUCUGCUCAGAUCGCGCCGUGGCCGCUCUCACCUGUCCCUGUCCAAGAGUGUCUCCACCAACAACAUCGUAGGGUCGCUGAAUGAUGAUGCUCCCCUGGGACUACGCAGAAUCCUCUCCCAGUCGACAGACUCCCUGAGCUUCAGAAACAGAACGAUGUCGAUGGAGUCGCUCAAUGAUGACGGAGAACUGUACUACGCUUCAGUCCUGGAGGAGAUCGAGCUCGAGGGCCAGGACUUUAAGGCUGACUCGUGGAGCAUGGCUGUGGACAGCAGUUACUUACAGACACAUCGCAAAAAUGUUAUCAAGAGGCAGGAUGUCAUCUACGGUGACCAAAACAUGAUCUGUUUCUCAGGCCAGUCUGCAGAUGACAUGCAGAAGACUUAUGCUGAGUUCUGUAGCCGACACUUAAAGGCCGUCAAAUUAUACAAGGAGCUGCUCGCUAAAGACAAGAAGUUCCAGUUCUUCAUACGGCAGGUGAGUCGAGGACCCUUGCUACGUUGCCAUGGUGUUCAAGAGUGCAUCUUAUUGGUGACUCAGCGGAUGUUCAAGUAUCCUGCACUUAUUCAGCGCAUUCUGGACAACACAACAGAUGAUGAAGAAGAAGCUUCCUCUGUGGCCCAGGCUCUGCUGAUGAUCAGAGAACUGCUUAGUUCAAUAGACCAACAGGACAAGCCUCCAGUUCUGUCCCUUCAGAACCUGAUAGUAAGGGACAUAGCCAAUCAGGAACGAGGCAUGUAUCUGAUUAGUGACUCCACCCCUCCUGAGAUGUACGAGUUUUAUGCUGCCUCCAAGGAUGACAAGAACAUCUGGAUACGCCAUGUGCAGCACGCUGUCAGCAAGUGUCCAUCAAGAGAGGAGUUUCCCCUGAUAGAGUCGGAACACAAGGCUCAUCUGAGGAGGCUCAAAGCUGAUCUGCAGCACAAGGACCAGGAGAUGCUGGAGCUCCUGCAGGAAAGAGUGACGUUAUUCUGUGAGCUGGCAGAGGUGACGAGUGGCCAGGAGAGCCUACAGCCUCCCAUCACUCGCUACUUGUUUAGGGCCGACACACCACAAGCUCCUCGUGCUGAAAAACUGUUACUGGAUGCCACAUCUGAGGUGGACAGACUGAGUGAACUCCUUCUGGGCUUCAGCAUGGACACCCGUCUCUUGUGCCAUCACAGCCACAUGGAGGUGGUAGACUGUAGUGACCAAGAGCUGUUGGUCAAUGGAGCCCAGCAUUUUAUUGCAGCAAAGGAAUGCAUGAAGCGACAGGACAAGUCACCGCUGAUGGAGAUCUGCCAAAGGCUGGUGAAUCUCAGCGUUUAUCUUCAUGCACUCCAGGUAAGUCGGACUUCACAACACAGCACUCGAUAUGUUACAGACACUGUGUACAGUAGUACACAAAUAAUUCAAAGGGGCCCAGAGGUCAACAGCACAACAACCCAAAACAGUUCAGUUCAGGAGGCCGACUGUGCGAAAAGCAACGGCGGCGCAGGCGAAGGAGGUCUGGAGGCCGGCUGUGUGGCAGGACCAGGCGAUGGCAGGACCAGGCGGCGGCAGGACCAGGCGGCAGCAUGGAAGCCGCAGAUGGUGGCGCAGCAGGCGAUGAAGGCUGGACGGGCCCCUCGGACCCUCCAGCGGGAACAGACGAAGGCUGGCAUGUCGUUCUGGAGUGGCGUCGUCGUCAACGCCGUUUACUCCGGGAAGGGGGUGGGUCGGGCCACGAACCCUCCAGCUGACCGGGCUGCAAAUCCUCUGGCUCGUCAUACAGCAGCGGUUCUCCAGAACCUCCAGCAGAAACAAAAGUUGGAACAACGCUAUCAGGAGAUGCAGGCCAUCACAUAUGCUCGAUCAGAACAGACAAAGAGGAUAGCUGUGAAAAACAAACUGACUGGUAACAUGAACAGAACAGACACACUACCUCUGGCUGAUGAUCUGAUGUCUAAGCCUUUGUCAAUGCAGUCAGAAACAGAGAUUUCUGGAGUUUAUAACAUGCAAGCCAACCAAGAUUCUGUUCACCAGUCGAGCCUGCAGCAAGUCAUUGACCUGGAGGUAUAUGUGACGUCAGAUGAUGAUGACGAUGGGACUGCAUCUGAAAGCUCCAAAGAUCUUCACGAUAUUCAAGAGGAGAUCUGAUCUUCAGCAUGUUUCCAUUCUACUAAUGACUGUAUGAAUAUAUUUGCUCAUCUGAAGUCUUGAUAUUUUUGACCUGCUUUGUUUUUGAGUAGUUUGUGUUGACGUGGCAGUGAGUUUAACAUUUAAUCACACGUUGCAUGAUAAACUUACAAGUAUUACAACUACUAAUGUCUUAAUAUCUUAAUGAAAUUCAUCAACACUUUAGCCAAAGGUCUUGGACUUGGAAAAAACACAAAAUAUAAAAUAAAAUAAAAAAAAACAACAAUAACUUAAACGUUUUACAAAAUCAAUACUAACCAUCAAACGGUCUGACAGCGACUGCAUCGUUUCACCUGCUUUCAAUUUUCCAUCAAUAAGCUGUUGAUAUAUUAAAGUUUAUGCAUUAGGUGCUGGCAAAUGAUGGGCUUCGGUUGUAGAUACACUGCACUGUUUGUUCGAAUGUUGUGUUGAAAUUCUUGACGUGAUACUUCGGCCUACAGUUUGAUCUGUGGCCAACAGCCGGGCAGGAUGCAGCACAUACAUGUUCUGUGUGUCAGUCUAUCUCCUGUUGCUCUGUAUUAUCUGCAGUAUUGUUCUUUCAGUAAUUACUAACCCAUGUGCCUAAUUGUUGCAGUACUUUGAUGACGACACAGUUGAAUGCAAAAAGUACUUGUCUCACAUAUUAACUACCAAGUAACUAGAUCAGUGUUGAACUUUCCCCAACCCCCGGGCCACAGACCGGUCUGUGGGUCGUUUGGGCUGCGAGGGUUGAGGCUCGGGUGUGAAAUUUAUGGUUUUCAGCGUUUUUAUCGUUAUUUUUUUAAAUCAUUUUUAUCAUU
Molecule: messenger RNA, 3304 nt
Organism: Neolamprologus brichardi
Lineage: Eukaryota; Metazoa; Chordata; Actinopteri; Cichliformes; Cichlidae
Source: RefSeq, a predicted model, not a curated record